Messenger RNA from Heterocephalus glaber (naked mole-rat), 2226 nucleotides. Its product is annotated as hyaluronidase PH-20. Gene Ontology annotation, cellular component: acrosomal vesicle. NCBI's taxonomy places the organism in Eukaryota, Metazoa, Chordata, Mammalia, Rodentia, Bathyergidae. Gene Ontology annotation, biological process: carbohydrate metabolic process; hyaluronan catabolic process; fusion of sperm to egg plasma membrane involved in single fertilization. Gene Ontology annotation, molecular function: hyalurononglucosaminidase activity. The record is from RefSeq and is a predicted model, not a curated record.
CUUACAAUGAGGAUGCUUGUAGGGUUCCCCUGUGAGUAUGUAGCUUGACAUGGCUCACAUGAAUCUAGAAGAAUUUUGUUUUAAAUUUUGAUGGUGUUGUGUAUGGUUAGCAGUACAUCAUAAAGUCUUUCCCAACAAGGUACUGAAGACAAGUGAGGUGGCUCGACUUGGAGAGCAGACUUCAGGGUCCAGGAACAUUAGGACUCAGCUGGAGCGCUUUAAGGAACAAUUAUCCACACCAUGGACAAGGAUAUUGGGAGGCAACUUUAACAGUGUUCUCUGUAGAGUAUUCUUCAGCAAUGGAAUGAAUGGAUAAUUUGCUAUGCUUCAGAUGGUGCAACUUCCAAAACAUUCCUGAAAUUUGAAACAAGAAGAAUAAUAUUUCAGUGUAACAGAGUUGUUAUACCUUUUUAUUCACCAAAGUGGUCUCAUUGUACUGCACUUCUUUUGCAUUCAUAUUGUGCAACAAAUAUUUGAAAAACCAGUGUAUAAGAAGAAAAGGUGUUUUUCAUAGCCAAAACUCUUUCUAAUGGAAGUACUAAUUUUCAAACAUGUCUUCUUUGGAAGUUUCAUUGAGUGCAAUGGAGCACUGCAGACAGUGUUAAUUUUCCUUCUAAUUCCAUGUUGCCUGACUGUAGAUAGAAGGGCACCUCCGUUAUUUCCAAAUGUGCCUUUGCUCUGGGUCUGGAAUGCCCCAACUGAAUUGUGUGCGAGGGUAUCUAAUCAACCACUAAAUAUGAGCCUCUUCUCGAUAGUAGGAACCCCCCGACAAAAUAUCACAGGGCAAAGUAUUACACUGUUUUAUGUUGAUAGGCUUGGCUAUUAUCCUUACAUAUAUCAUCACACAGGUGCAAUUAAAUAUGGAGGACUCCCCCAGGCUAUGAAUUUACAAACUCAUUUGGACAAAGCUAAGCAAGACAUCUUAUUUUACAUGCCCACAGACAAGGUGGGCUUGGCUGUCAUCGACUGGGAAGAGUGGAGGCCCACCUGGGCAAGAAACUGGAAACCUAAGGAUAUUUACAAAAAUAAGUCUAUUGAGUUGGUUAUGAAACAAAAUCCACAAUUUAAUCUUACAUACGCCAGUGCCUUAGCCAAAACAGAGUUUGAAAGGACAGGAAGAGAUUUCAUGCUAGAAACUUUAAAAUUGGGAAAAUCACUUCGGCCAAAUUCCUUAUGGGGUUAUUACCUUUUUCCUGAUUGCUACAACACUCAUUAUAGUAAACCCAAUUACAAUGGGCAUUGCCCUGAUAUAGAAAAGAAAAGAAAUGAUGAUCUCCACUGGUUGUGGAAUGAAAGCACUGCCCUUUUUCCAUCUAUUUAUUUGAACUCCCACUUAAAGUCAUCUCCAAAUGCUGCACUCUAUGUCCGUAGUCGUUUACACGAGUCCAUUAGGAUUUCGAAAGCUCCUAAUGCUAAAAAUCCACUUCCAAUUUUUGUAUAUAUCCGCCUGGUUUUCACUGAUGACACUACCACAUUCCUUGCUGUGGAUGAUCUUGUGAAUACAAUUGGCGAAACUGCUUCUCUAGGUGUCUCUGGAAUGAUAGUAUGGGGAAGUCUUAGUUUAGCACGAAGUAUGCAAUCUUGCCUGGAACUAGAAAAUUACUUAAAGACUACACUGGAUCCUUACAUAAUCAAUGUCACUCUAGCAGCCAAAAUGUGCAGCCAAGUGCUUUGCCAGGACCAAGGAAUUUGCACAAGGAAAGACUGGGAUUCAAGUACCUAUCUUCACCUAAACCCAACAAGUUUUGAUAUCAAACUUGGGCAAAAUGAGAAGUUUAUAAUACAUGGAAAACCCACGCUUGAAGACUUGCAGGAAUUUUCCAAAAAUUUUCAUUGUAGCUGUUAUGCCAACUUGAAUUGUAAGGAUAGACUUGAUAUACAAAAUGUCCGUGCUAUUAAUGUGUGUACUGUUGAUAGUGUCUGUAUAGAUACCUCUUUGGACUUUCCAUCCAGUGAUGAUGAGGAGCCUCCCAGCACAGAAGAGACAACAACUGAAGAUGAAUACAGUUUCUGGUACAUCACAUCAUCAGCUACACUGUUUCCACAUGCUCUUCCAAAACAUUUCAGUUGGUGCCUCUUAAUUGUCUCCAUAUUUUUACAGCACUGAAAAUAUUUACUAUAGGCUCAUGGCAACUCAAAAAUACAAAGUUGAAUAUCAUGUUAGAAAAAAUUCUAUUAAUAAUCAAGAUUCUUUGAAUUUUUAAAGCAAAAUAUACAUUUUUCUAU